GCCUCCUCCGGCCGCGCCGCGCACGCCGGGACCGGCCCUGCCCAGCCCCGCCGCCGCCGCCGACCGGGCCCCGUCCCCGUCCCCGGUGGCAGGAUGCAGGACCCAAAUAAAGACACAGAGUGGAAUGACAUCCUGCGCAAGAAAGGUAUCCUUCCUCCAAAGGAAAACCUGGAGGAGCAGGAGCGUGCAAAGGAGGAGGAGCAGCUUGCCAUCCUUCAGAAGUCCCUUGUGAAAACUUAUGAGGAUAUGACUCUGGAAGAGCUAGAAGAGAAUGAAGAUGAAUUUAAUGAGGAAGAUGAGAAAGCUAUUGAAAUGUACAGGCAGCAAAGGUUAGCAGAAAUGAAAGCAGCUCAAAUGAAGAAUAAAUUUGGGGAAGUUUUGGAGAUUUCGGGAAAAGAUUAUGUUCAAGAGGUUACGAAAGCUGGAAAAGGUAUAUGGGUAGUCCUGCACCUCUACAAACAAGGAAUUCCACUCUGUGCCUUAAUAAAUCAACAUAUGAGCGGGCUUGCAAGAAAGUUCAGAGACGUGAAAUUCAUCAAAGCUAUCUCUACCACCUGCAUUCCCAACUACCCCGAUAAGAACCUGCCUACGAUAUUCAUCUACCUGGAGGGAGACAUCAAAGCUCAGUUCAUUGGGCCUUUGGUGUUCGGUGGCAUGAACCUGACAAGGGAUGAAUUGGAGUGGAAGAUUUCGGAGUCGGGUGCCAUCAAGACAGACCUUGAGGAGAACCCCAGGAAGCAGAUCCAGGACCAGCUCAUGUCCUCAAUCAGGACAUGUGUCCCAGCCAGAGGGGAGAGUGACUCAGAGGAUGACUAACUCCUGCGAUGGCAUCAAGAUGGAUACAGUACACUUGCAGCCAGUGUUCCCACCUAGAGCACUGGAGAUGUUCAACAACAUCUUGCUGAGCCUGGGAAGGGUAGUAUUUCAAGACAGCCAUUUACCUGGAAACUCCUAGAAAGUAAAGUUUUUUUUUUUUUU
This is a messenger RNA of Harpia harpyja (harpy eagle), 978 nucleotides long. It is a transcript of the gene PDCL3, whose product is annotated as phosducin like 3. Gene Ontology annotation, cellular component: cytoplasm. The coding region runs from base 94 to 816 and encodes 240 amino acids. The record is from RefSeq and is a predicted model, not a curated record. The transcript is spliced from 6 exons. Gene Ontology annotation, biological process: protein folding; positive regulation of gene expression; angiogenesis. Lineage: Eukaryota; Metazoa; Chordata; Aves; Accipitriformes; Accipitridae.